This is a messenger RNA of Dermacentor silvarum, 744 nucleotides long. RefSeq lists its product as uncharacterized. The record is from RefSeq and is a predicted model, not a curated record. NCBI's taxonomy places the organism in Eukaryota, Metazoa, Arthropoda, Arachnida, Ixodida, Ixodidae. The coding region runs from base 205 to 744 and encodes 179 amino acids. The transcript is spliced from 4 exons.
CCGCGCGCGGCAAGCGCCCGCGCGGCAGACGCGCCCGGGCAAGUCCACAUUCGCGUUUUGCGGCACGCGACAACGGCGCGUGGAGUCCCGCGUUGUCUCGUUCCAUUCGAUACUUCUCGUGACAACACGCUCUCCCUUCUGCCGAUUUCGUGUUCCAUUGGAAGUGUCUGUGUUUCUUUGCGCCACUGCCGGUCACGCUCAGGCAUGUCGGAUCCGGACGAGGAGCUACUGGUGACUGUGAACACUAUAAUACUUGUUUGUUCUUUACUUGUGCGACGUCGACGUGCCAGACAGCGGACGAGAAAGUUUUGGGUGCGCCCUAUAUGGCGGUACAGGGACACUGAGAGCCAUGCGCACACUCUGCUUCCCCGCCUGCGCGCGAGAGACGAAAGAUACUUCAGAGACUACCUGCGAAUGCCGCCGAGUGUCUUCGACACUUUGCUCGGUCUCGUGCGGCCCCUGAUUGAGCGGCAGGUGACACCGUUCCGCGAUCCCAUUUCUGGUCAUGAUCGACUAGCAAUGACGAUACGGUUCCUUGCGAAUGGAGACACCUUCAGGAGCUUAUCCUACAAUUUUCUAACAGGGAGGUCAACAGCAUGUGAAAUUGUCAGACAAACAACUUCCGCCCUUUGGGACGCUCUUCAGUCAACGUAUUUAAGAUUUCCAGCAACUUCCCAGGAGUGGCUAAAGAUCGCUGCAGACAUGGAAGAAUUUUGGCACUUUCCCAAUUGCAUAGGUAGGUAG